GCAACGUGUAGACAUAAUGUGUCAGUCCGUAGGCACCUUCCUGUGUGUGUCAUGGAUCUUGUGUACUCUUGCUGCUGUUUAUGGUGGCAUCGCUGACGAUCCUGUAUUACUGUCAUGCUUUCAAGAGGCUGUUAAUGAUGUUGAUCUUGCUAUACAUAAAAGCGUUGAAGCUAUUAAGAAAAACCCAAAACCCAAAAGUCCUGCCCAAUUAUUGAGGUUAUUCAGAUUUCCAUCAGUGGCAACAGUAAAAGCAACCACCUGUGAGGAAGUCUUUGAAACAUCACUUGAGAUUAUAAAAGACCAUAUGCAGGGUCCAGAAGUAACCCCGGAUGUAGUUGAAAUGCUGCUAAACAUGUCAGGUUGUCAGAAGUCCCCAGUGACAUGUCAGGACAUGUGUUUCCAUUCCAAAUACCGUACCAUCAAUGGCACCUGCAAUAAUUUUAAAAUCCCAACACAAGGCGACAAGGCUGACAAUUUGAGAGCUUUUGAUGGUAAAGGGGGCCUGAGAGUUGGAGAUAAUGAGGCAGCAACUGGACGACCACUGCUGCCUUUUGACCCUAAUUCUCCAAUGGCAUGUCUGAGUGACGAUAGCAUGAAUGAAGUGCCAUGCUUUCUCGCUGGUGAUGUUCGAACCAAUGAACAGAUUGGUCUUGCUUCUAUGCACACCCUCUUUCUGCGUGAACACAAUCGCAUCAGUAAUAUCUUAUCACAGAUCAAUCCACACUGGGACGAUGAACAACUAUAUCAGGAAGCACGUAAAAUCGUGGGUGCUACAUUACAGCAUAUUACAUAUGAUCACUAUUUGCCAAAAAUUCUCGGUAACGUUGGUAUGGGUACUAUAGGUCCAUACAAAGGGUAUGAUGCACGCACAAAUGCUGCUGUAACUAAUGUGUUUUCCACGGCAGCAUUUAGAUUUGGUCAUGGUACAGUGAAACCAAUUCUUACCAGAAUCGAUGCAAAUUUCACAGAAAUCCCAGAUGGUCAUCUUCUACUUCAUCUAGCUUUUUUUCAACCUUGGAGAAUCGUUGAACAAGGUGGUAUAGACCCAAUUAUCAGAGGAUCUUUUGCCACAGCUGCCAAGGACCUCCAUCCUGGCGAAAUGAUGACAGAUGAGAUGACUGAACGCUUAUUUGCACUUUCCAACACAAUUGCAUUGGAUCUGAUGUCCAUUAAUAUUCAAAGAGGUCGUGACCAUGCCUUACCUGGCUAUACAGAAUGGGUUGAAAUGUGCAAACAUGGUCGUAGAUUCCGAACAUUUCAGCAACUGAAGCGUUUCAUAUCCAACGAAGAUGUGCUUUCGAAACUAGAAAGUCUUUAUGGUCAUGUAAAUAAUAUAGAUCUUUACAUUGGAGCCUUGGCAGAGGACCCGGUAGAGGGCAGUGUGGUGGGUCCCACCUUCAACUGUAUAUUGUCUAAACAAUUCAAGAAUACAAGAGAUGGUGAUAGAUUUUGGUAUGAGAAACGUGACUACUUUUCUCGUGUACAGCUAGCUGAGAUAAAGAAAGCUUCACUUGCCCGUGUAAUCUGUGAUAAUACAGACAUAGAUCAAGUUCAGCGUGACGUCUUUUUAAUCCCAGAUGUUAGUGGUGGAUUAGUUACGUGUAAUUACAUUGAGGGUAUCGAUCUAUCAGCAUGGACCCAUCAACAAGCUUCAGACAACACGGCGCCUUCUAUUCAAUGUCCUGAUGACAUAAUUAUUGAUGCAAGAUCUCCCAUGACCAGGGUAUCAUGGCCAGAUCCCGUUGCAAGUGAUGAUUCCAGUUCUGGCUUACACAUCAGCUGCACGCCCGACAGUAGAUCACGUUUCCCGGCAGGAGUGACAAUAGUGACGUGCACAGCCACUGACGUUACGGGAAAUUGUGCAUCUUGCAGUUUCUCUGUAAAUGUACAAU
Saccoglossus kowalevskii is the source of this 1892-nucleotide messenger RNA. RefSeq names its product peroxidasin-like. NCBI's taxonomy places the organism in Eukaryota, Metazoa, Hemichordata, Enteropneusta, Harrimaniidae. Gene Ontology annotation, molecular function: peroxidase activity; heme binding. Gene Ontology annotation, biological process: response to oxidative stress. The record is from RefSeq and is a predicted model, not a curated record.